Molecule: messenger RNA, 2210 nt
Organism: Boleophthalmus pectinirostris (great blue-spotted mudskipper)
Lineage: Eukaryota; Metazoa; Chordata; Actinopteri; Gobiiformes; Gobiidae
Gene: prkar1b
Product: protein kinase, cAMP-dependent, regulatory, type I, beta
Exons: 11
Coding region: 134-1276 (380 amino acids)
Biological process (GO): regulation of protein phosphorylation
Cellular component (GO): cAMP-dependent protein kinase complex
Molecular function (GO): cAMP-dependent protein kinase regulator activity
Source: RefSeq, a predicted model, not a curated record
GACUGACGCAGAGGCAGAGCGAGCAAAGACAGAGCAGCAGCAGCAGCAGCAGCAUCAGGGCAUCAGCUUCAGACUACAGCGACGGGUUUGCGCAUUGAGCAUCCUCUAGUCAACACAAACGAUAUACAAUAAGAUGGCCACCUCCUCCUCCACUCUGGAAGAAGACGAGAGUUUGAAGGGCUGUGAGAUUUUCGUGCAAAAGCACAACAUCCAGCAGAUCCUCAAAGAGUGCAUAGUGAACCUCUGCAUCGCUAAACCUGAGCGUCCUAUGAAGUUUCUGCGAGAGCAUUUUGAAAAACUGGAGAAGGAAGAAUGCAAGCAGAUCAUGGCACGGCAGAAAUCUAACAGCCAGUCGGACUCACAUGAUGAUGAAGUUUCCCCCCCACCUCCCAACCCAGUCGUUAAGGCUCGCCGCCGCAGGGGAGGGGUCAGCGCCGAGGUCUACACCGAAGAGGACGCAGUCAGCUAUGUGCGCAAGGUGAUCCCCAAGGACUACAAAACCAUGACCGCCCUGGCUAAGGCCAUUUCCAAGAAUGUGCUGUUUGCUCAUCUGGAUGACAAUGAGAGGAGUGACAUAUUUGAUGCCAUGUUCCCUGUAACGCACAUCGCUGGCGAAACUGUCAUCCAACAAGGCGAUGAAGGAGACAACUUUUACGUGAUUGACCAAGGAGAAGUGGAUGUAUAUGUCAAUGGAGAGUGGGUGACCAAUAUUGGAGAAGGAGGAAGUUUCGGAGAGCUGGCACUGAUCUAUGGGACUCCCAGAGCAGCCACUGUUAAAGCCAAGACAGACCUGAAACUGUGGGGGAUUGACAGAGACAGCUACCGGCGCAUACUCAUGGGAAGCACACUCCGAAAGAGAAAGAUGUACGAAGAGUUCCUCAGCAAGGUCUCCAUCUUGGAGUCUCUGGAUAAGUGGGAACGCCUGACUGUAGCAGAUGCACUGGAGCCAGUUCAGUUUGAGGACGGAGAGAAGAUUGUGGUUCAAGGAGAGCCUGGAGAUGACUUCUUUAUUAUAACUGAAGGAAUAGCUUCAGUUCUGCAGCGCAGGUCAGACAACGAGGAGUAUGUGGAGGUUGGACGCCUGGGGCCAUCAGACUAUUUUGGUGAGAUUGCGCUGCUGUUGAACCGCCCCAGAGCUGCUACUGUAGUGGCCCGGGGCCCGCUCAAGUGUGUGAAGCUGGACCGGCCAAGGUUCGAGCGUGUGCUGGGGCCCUGCUCGGAGAUCCUCAAGAGGAACAUCCAGAGAUACAACAGCUUCAUCUCCCUCACCGUGUGACGCCUCUGUCCCACCACCACCUGCAGGGUGCCCACAUCAGCAUCACGUCAGUUCGACCAGAGCGGGUUUACAAAGAAGAGUGCUCAUUUCCUGCCUUUUUUUCUAUUUUGUUUGAUCUUGUGCACUUUGACUUGACCUGUGCUGUCACAUAGCUUUAUGUCAGAAAGAGGAUGUAAAAACCUGAGGGGUGAGACGUCAUGUAUCUCAUGUAAAUGUGUCAUGCAUACAGCGUGUUGACUGUACAUGAUGCAUGCUUCUAUCUGUCUAAAUGGAGAUUGCACUUUGAUGGUCUAAGGAUGGAUUCAGGACAUAAGCAAGUUGUGUUUACGUACAGCUUUUGCCUUUUCCACUUCUGUGUGGUGGUGCCAUUUGUAGGUCACUGCACAUUCUUCUACCAAUAUAUUUAGAUACAUUAUCGGCUUUUAUUAUUUACGCUUCUAUUGCCGCGUAGAGGCACAUGUAUGUUUGAAGUGGCAAUGUUUUGUUGUGGCAAAAGCUUUUUGAAACUUUCUAAUUGUCAAUUUGCCCUAUGGAGUAACUUUUACCAGCCCAGUGCACGCACACACAGUACUUUUAUCUAACAGUACUUUUUUUUAUUUAUUUUAAUGUAUACACCUCCAAUGUCUCAGGACUCUCCAAAACUCAAAUGCUUUUUAAUGCUGAUUUUAUUUCUGCCUAGAAGGACCUUUUUACUCCACUUUGUAGCAUUGGGUCAACAUCUUGAUCUAUCAUUUUUAAGACUUAAAAGAAUAUUCUUCACAUUUAAAGUAAGGAGUUGAAAUAGAUAUAAUGUACUGUAUUUACCUGUGUUGCUUUUCUUUGAUUUGCUGUAUCACGUCUGAGGCUCCACAAGUGACCUCUUUCUGUAUCUUGUCUGUGUGUCUUUCAACUAUAAAAAUCAUCUUGAGCAAAUAAAGAUAGGCUUGUGAAAUAA